This is a messenger RNA of Salarias fasciatus (jewelled blenny), 1450 nucleotides long. Its product is annotated as calcium-binding protein 2-like. Bases 71 to 1450 code for a protein of 459 amino acids. Gene Ontology annotation, molecular function: calcium channel regulator activity; calcium ion binding. The record is from RefSeq and is a predicted model, not a curated record. NCBI's taxonomy places the organism in Eukaryota, Metazoa, Chordata, Actinopteri, Blenniiformes, Blenniidae. The transcript is spliced from 10 exons. Gene Ontology annotation, cellular component: cytoplasm.
UCUGCUCAUCUGACCUACUGGCCACCAUAACACUUCCUCUAUAACGCAUUGCACUGUUAGUGUGUUAAAAAUGAACUGCGUGUCCGUCCUCCGUCCUCAGGUGCAGGCCGCCAUCAAGAAGAAGAUGGAGAAACAGAAGAAGAGGAACGGCGGGCAGGCGGGGGGCUCUGGUGACAUCCAAACCGUGACUCCUCAGCCUCCACGCCAUCAGAAACCCAAGCCGUUACCCCAGACGAUGACGGCGGAGGCGGCGGAGGCGGCUGAGGACAGGGAGAUGCUGGAUGAAAGGCUGGAGGAGAUGAUGGAGGGACCGCAGAGGAGAGAGAGGGAGAGAGAGAAGGAGGCGGAGCCGGUCGACUUGCUGCCUAUCGUGGACUCGGUGUUCGGACAGGACAGAGAGCUGAGACCAGAGGAGAUCGAAGAACUUCGCGAGGCGUUUGUGGAGUUUGAUAAGAAUAAAGACGGCUUCAUCAGCCAUAAGGACCUGGGGGAGUGCAUGAGGACCAUGGGAUACAUGCCCACAGAGAUGGAGCUCAUAGAGCUCAGUCAGCAGAUCUGUGGAGGUAAAGUGGACUUUGAGGACUUCGUGGAGCUGAUGGGCCCGAAGAUGCUGGCAGAGACUGCAGACAUGAUCGGAGUCAAAGAACUGCGAGAUGCUUUUAAAGAGUUCGAUUCUAACGGUGACGGUCAGAUCAGUUUGAUGGAGCUGCGUGAGGCCAUGAAGAAGCUGAUGGGGGAACAGGUGACCAACAGAGAGAUCAACGAGAUCCUCAGAGACGUCGACCUCAACGGAGACGGCCUGGUGGACUUUGAGGGAGUAAAGAUGUACAGAACUACAAGGUCCCCAAUGAUGCAGCCUCUGGUCAACUCAGGAAUGGGCAUGGCUCCUUUCUUCAAGGUGACCGUGUUCGAGCAGGAGCACUUCCAGGGAAAGUGCCUGGAGUUCACCUCCGAGUGCUGCAACAUCCAGGAGUGCGGACUGGACAACAUCCGCUCCAUCAGGGUGGAGAGCGGCGCCUGGGUGGGUUUCGAGCACCAUGACUUCCAGGGCCAGCAGUUCAUCCUGGAGAGAGGAGAGUACCCCCACUGGGACUCCUACAGCGGUUCCCUCUCCUACCACGUGGAGCGUCUGAUGUCUCUGCGCCCCAUCUACUGCGCUUCUCACCAGAGCAGCCGCAUGAUCAUCUUCGAGAAGGAGAACUUCAUGGGCCGCAGCGUGGAGCUGUGCGACGACUACCCCUCCCUGCAGGGCAUGGGCUGGAUGAUGCCCGAGGUUGGCUCCAUGCACGUGCAGUGCGGCGCCUUCGUGUGCUACCAGUUCCCCGGCUACAGGGGCCAGCAGUACAUCAUGGAGUGCGAGAGACACAGCGGAGACUACCAGCACUGGAGGAACUGGGGCUCCCACUGCCAGACCCCCCAGAUCCAGUCCAUCAGGCGCAUCCAGCACUGA